CAUUUUUUCAAACUGUCAUCCUCUAUUUUUUACUCUUGUUUCGUCAACUUCUUUUAGUUUUCGACCAUUAUGCAAGGAUAUUUUUAAUGCAUAAGCCAUAGACCCGAUAACGAUUCUCGCAGGGGAGAAAUUUGAUAUGAUUUGAAUGAUUUGAUUUGAGGCAAAAAUGGAUUUGCUAAUAUAUAAAGCAGUAGUAAUAUUCUUACUCUUAAUUUAGUCAUCUGGUCACCGCAUUGUGUUUUUAAUGAAAACAUGAGAAUUAUAUUUUAAUCCACAGCUGUUGUUGACAUUUUAUCUUCAUACUUGUGUUUGUUUUUCAUGUUUGUUCAUGUUUGUUCAUGUUUUUUGUUUAAAUCAAUUUCGCAAAUAUAAUGCUAAAAAGUCAGAGUGCAGUUCAAUUUGAUUAAAUGGAAUUUCAACUUUUAAAAUUUAAUAAACAUAAUACAGAAAAGUAAAUUAAAUGUGAACAAUAUUCAGAGAACUCUCGCAAUCUCUUUAGAACUACGCAACAAAAACUGAACCAAUCAAAACGAACCCUAAUAAAAAUUGAGCCAGUCAAAAGGAACCUUCGAAUUGAUAACGAAAUUUGAACCAGUCAAAACAAACCCUCGGAGUGAUAACAAAAAUUUCAUCUUAUUUUACGGAAGAGGAGGAAGGAAGAGAUACAUACAUAUUAAUUAUUUAAAGGAAAAAUUUUAAAAAAGAAAAGAAAAAAAAAACAAGCUUAACAACGGCCAACACCUACAAAUACAUUCAAAAUAGCCAAUUAUUGAUAAAUAGCCAAGAAAAUGGUUAAUUUUAGAAAUUUUCCUAAUAUCAUAUUCGUAUGGAUUUGCUGUUGUAUAGAACCCUUAAUAUGUUGUCAAGGCACCACUCAAUGCAAUAUAUUGGCCGUGCUACCGAGCGUGUGGAAAUCUCAUUAUCUAUUCGGACGUCAUUUAAUGCGACAAUUAAUAGAACAAAGGAAUUGCACUGUUACGAUAAUAAGUGCAUAUAGCACGAAAGAUGCAAUAAAGGAAGAAUCCAAGCAAAAUGGAAAACUGCAAGAAAUCUUGGUGGAGGGAUUAUUAAAUAAUUGGUUGGAAAUGGGCAUGAGUUUCGAUAUUGAUAAAAUACGCGAGAAAUCAAUACUGGAACGUUUCACACGACUAAUGUAUGCAAGCACCAGCAAUAUAGAUUUGUUACUGUCCGACGAAGGAGUACAUAAAAUGCUAAAAAGAAAAGAAAAAUUCAAUUUACUUGUAGUAGAUCUGUUUUUAAGCGAUGCUUUACUGGGUUUGGCUUUCUAUUACAAAGUGCCUGUGGUGGUCAUAAGUCCUAGUGGUUCUAAUACUUGGUUACAUCAAAUUUUCGGUAAUCCUCAGAAUGCUGCCUUAGACCCAAGCAGCUUUUUACCUUAUUCAGAGAAUAUGCACAUUUGGCAGCGUUGUUUAAAUACAUUGAUGGCUGUUUUUGAAAAAUUAACUUACAGUUUUUUUCAUAUGAUAGCGCAGCAAGUGGUCUAUGAAAAAUACUUUGAACCCUUUUGCAGAGAAUUGCCGCAUUCUAAAGAUCUCACUGAAAACUUAUCAAUGGCUUUGAUAAAUACACAUCCCAUAUUACAGUAUCCACGAGCUCAUUUACCGAAUAUGUUAAACAUAGCAGGAGUACACAUAAAAAGUGAUAAAGACUUACAUUUACCAGAGCUUUUAAAAGAUUUCAUUGACGAAGCUCCCGACGGCGUCAUAUAUAUGAGCUUAGGGGCGAAUGUUUAUGGUUUCCCAAUAGAAAAAUUAGACGUUUUUCUGCAUGUUUUCGAAGCACUGCCCGAACUACGUUUCAUUAUUAAAUAUGAAGCGGAAGAGCCUAUGCUUUUAACAAAGAAUACAACAUCACAACUAUUAAUACAUCACUGGUGGCCACAACAAGCCAUAUUAGCUCAUAAAAAUGUUAAAUUAUUUAUAAGCACUUGUGGUAUAAUGAGUACCGUGGAGGCCAUACAUUUUUUAAAGCCAAUAUUGGCUAUACCUAUAAUGCCGGAGCAACAUGUUCUUGCCAAUAGAUUAAAAAAUCAGGGUGCAGCAUCUCUACUUGUUUACGAGGAAAUUGCCUACAAUCAAUUACUGUUCCUUAUAAAAGAGAUAUUAACAAAUAUCAGUAAUUAUCAAGACAACUUAAAGCGUUUAAAACAUCUACUACUGGCGGACAUAAAUGGUAUUAGUAGCAUUGAACGGACACUGAACGCAAUUGAUUUGAUUUUAGAUACUCAAGGAGGAGAUUUUUUUAAAACUCAUAACCAUACAUUAAAUUUUUGGCGUACGGCUUUAGUAGAUGUCUUAGCCAUAUUGCUUGUCGGUUUUUUAAUAAUAUUAGCCGGACCAUUUUUAUUGAUAAGAUACUUUUUAAAAAGAUCAUAUCAAAACCAAACUAGGUUUAACGACCUGAAACGUUCAAGUAGUUAUCAUUGCUCUAUGCUAAACGAUCGCUUGAAUAUAAAUGAUAUAAACAGACAAACAGUAAAUAGACGACCCUCGUCUAUAUCGCAAAAUGGUCAGGAAUUUUUUAUAGAUGAAAGACGUUUUUGUGGAAGUAGUACCAAUCUACAUCAAAGACGUAAACGAAACUCUUCGAAUUGUUCAAAUAGUUCGUCGUGUUGUUUAUGUUCAUCAUCGUCAUCUUCAGCUCCAACCACCCCUUCAGCUAAGACCACUACAACAAGCGUUAUGUAAAAACGGUGCAAAAAACUAUUGUUCUUUUUUUUUACCGUUUAUUGGUUAUGUUAUUUAUAUUCAUUCGCACAUUUCAUUUAUCAAUGUUACCUAGAUGUUGGUCUUAUAGUCACAAACUGUAACUGUAAUCUCCUACAGUAUAAGAAAUUAUCAAGGCAAUGAUUUAAUACUGCCUACGUUGCACAUGCAAUUGAGAAUCCAGUCAUACGGCCGUUAACCUUAAUAGCCACUUAAUAGGUCUGUUAAACGACACCCGGAGCUAUUCCGAGCUAUCUAUCGAAAGGAGGACUCGAAAUAUCAAAUUCAAAUUUGUAUAGGAAAAUAGUUGAAAUCCCAUAUUUUAACAAAGCCAAGCAUUUUCAACAUUUUUAAAAAAAUAAGAAGCUUUUUUCCACAUUUCAAAAAACAUUUACCGAAAUAUGCAAAUAUUCAGCAUUAUGAAAAAAGCCAUUCGUGCACAUUGUGUGAUAAAAAAGUUCGGAAGGUUCGGAGCAAUACAUAUAACUUGUUCCAGUUAGUUCUCUGAUAUAACCCUUAACGUAGCUAUGGAAUAUUAGUUUUUCAUGUUCAUGCUAUCGUGUUUACGCUAAAACGCAGUUUGCGCAGGCUUAUAAGCGAUAACGGCUACGCCGUAUUUCAGAGGCUUAUCAUUUUUGAUUUUUGAAACCAUUGGCACAGAAGACAGACACAGAAAAUUGAUCACUUGUGUACUUUUGAUCAGGAUAAAAAUCUACCUUGAUUUGGAAUUGAAGUCCGAAAAGUCGUAAAUAUUUUAAUAUGAAACUGAAUUAUCUGACAGACAUCUAAUUGAUUGAUCUGAUGGUAUGUAUAGGUGAAUUUGAUUAAUCAGCGCGUGACUAUGGAUACACUAUGGAUACGAAUUAAAGCCCAAUAUCAAUCAAUUGUAGUGUACCGAUCUCUGUCCCUCUUUGUAUGUACAACUACUACAAAAUUUUGUUUAUCUUAUAAGACUUUAUAUAUAUGUAUAUGUAUACAUACAUACAUACAUACAUAAAACGUGUAUAUGUACAGUACCGACUGCAACCGUAAGCGUAUAGUCGGAAUUCUUAUGUAUUUUUUCAAUUAUUUAAAAAUAAUUGUAUUAUUGUUAGUAUUCUGCAAUGUAAUGCAAAAAGCAUAUUUUAUAUUAUUCAUUGUUUUUGUAAUCUGUUCGCUCAAUGUAUUGCAUAAAGUUAUGAAAAUUGUUAUCUCCUGUGCCAUCCAACGAUAAAACAGAAACGUCACGAUCGUCAGCAAUGAUGUAAUAUUGUAUAACGUAAGUUUGCUCUCGCUCUCUCUCUCUCUCUCGCUCUCU
Glossina fuscipes is the source of this 4023-nucleotide messenger RNA. RefSeq names its product UDP-glycosyltransferase UGT5 (gene Ugt316A1). The record is from RefSeq and is a predicted model, not a curated record. Gene Ontology annotation, molecular function: UDP-glycosyltransferase activity. Lineage: Eukaryota; Metazoa; Arthropoda; Insecta; Diptera; Glossinidae. Bases 789 to 2708 code for a protein of 639 amino acids. The transcript has 4 exons.